Messenger RNA from Colletotrichum higginsianum IMI 349063, 3150 nucleotides. Its product is annotated as Glycosyl hydrolase family 43. Bases 1 to 3150 code for a protein of 1049 amino acids. The record is from RefSeq and is a predicted model, not a curated record. Gene Ontology annotation, biological process: carbohydrate metabolic process. Gene Ontology annotation, molecular function: hydrolase activity, hydrolyzing O-glycosyl compounds. The transcript has a single exon. NCBI's taxonomy places the organism in Eukaryota, Fungi, Ascomycota, Sordariomycetes, Glomerellales, Glomerellaceae.
AUGCACUCCCUUCGACUUUGGGUGUCCACCGCACUCGCUCUUGCGGCAACUGCGAGAGGUCAAGAAGACAUCACCAACGCCGAACGAGUUGAGGCUGCUCUAGCCGCUCUCACUGUCACCAACCUCGAUGACGUCCGCGGCAACCUUCACUUGCCUACUACCUCGGAUGGGCUGACUGUAACGUGGGAAAGCAACUCGUCGUCCGUCAUCACGAGCAGUGGUGUCGUCAAGAGACAGUCUGAAAACACCCCAGUCGCGCUUACAGCAUCGAUCAACCACGAGGGAGUUUCCCAAACACGCGAGCUCGUUGCCUCAGUGCGCAAAGCCGUGUCACUCGACCCAUUCGAGGGCUAUGCGUUCUCCUACUUUACUGGGAGCUCCCGCGCUGGCGAGAACAUCUUCUUCGCGGCCAGUGAGGGCAACAAUGCGCUGGAGUGGACGGAGCUAAACGGUGGCCAGCCAGCCAUCACCUCGUCUUACGGCACCAAGGGACUACGAGACCCUUUCCUCAUCCGAUCACCCGAGGGUGACACAUUCUACCUCAUCGCCACGGAUCUCUCCAUCGGCUCUGGGACGUCUUGGGGCGACGCGGUACGCAUCGGAAGCCGCUACCUCGAAGUUUGGGAGUCUCAUGACCUCAAGACCUGGUCUGAGCAACGCCAUAUCCUGGUCUCUCCACCCGAGGCUGGAAACACUUGGGCUCCCGAAGCAUACUAUGACGAGGAACUCGGUGCCUACUUGGUCUUCUGGGCUUCGUCUCUUUACGAGGCCAGCGAUGUGAACAGGACAGGAAGCACCUACCACCGCAUGCUGUACGCAACGACCCGUGACUUCGUCACCUUCAGCGAGACGUCAGUGUGGCAGGACGCCGGUAUGUCGAGAAUCGACUCAACCGUCAUCAAGUCCGCGGACACCUACUACCGCUUCACCAAGGACGAGGGCGCCAGCGGCACUGGUUGCAGUGACAUUAUUCAGGAGAGCUCGGAAUCUCUCCGAUCUACGCUGGACUCGUGGACCAUCAUCGACUCAUGCAUCGGCCGAAAAGCCGGCACCAGCGCAGUCGAGGGCCCCACCGCCUUCAAGUCCAACACUAAUGAUGUCCACGGCGAGAAAUUCUACCUCUUCGUUGACGAGUACGGCGGACGCGGCUACAUCCCGCUUGAGACUACUGACAUUGGAAACCCGGACUGGAAGGUUUCGGCAUCCUACAACCUGCCGGCCAGCCCGCGACACGGAACCGUCAUCCCGGUCACCGCCGCCGAGCUUGCCGCUCUGAAGGAGCCUGCACCGGCUCGCAGAGCUGUCAACGCCGACGGCGAGAUCCUCCGCUACGACUUCUCGACGGUCGAUGGCACGCAGCUUCAGGAUGUUUCGGGCAACGGGAAUCACGCUGCGAUCAGCGGUGGUGCUUCGGUUGUUGACGGCGCUCUCGCAUUCGACGGUGUCGACGACUUCGUUCAGCUGCCCAACAACAUCCUCUCUGGCGUGGAGGAUAUUGCAAUUGAGGCCGAGGUUUUCCUUGAUGCUUCCCAGCAAACUCCCUACUUCAUCUACGGCCUUGGUAAUACCGCCGCCUCGGGCAACGGCAACGGAUACUUGUUUGCUACGGGAAGUCCCUACAGAGCGAGCAUCACCACCGGGGACUGGUCCACCGAGAGAACCGCGGCCUCCAGUUCUUCCUUGCCGCAGGGUACCUGGCUACAUUUGGUGUACACAAUCACUGGACGUACCUCUGCGAUCUUCUUGAACGGCUACGAGGUGGCUCGGAACGAGAAUGUGAACAUCGACCCCAGGAACAUCGGCAACGGCGUCACGACUGCCAAUUACAUUGGCAAGUCCGUGUACUCUGGGGACAAGCUUUUCAAGGGCCAGAUCCGCGAGUUUGCCAUCUUCAACAGAUCCAUGACCGCCGCCGAGGUUCUCUCCCGCUCUGGAAAUGUGGGAGCCAUCACCGGAGUGUCUCUCGCCGACUCCUCUGCUCUCAAGGUCCCAGCCAUCAUUGACACCACUGCUAGCACAGUCUUGUUCGCGGUCCAGCCUGGUACCGACCUAACUACCCUUUCGCCGACCUUCACCACCACCGAGGGCGUGAUCUCGUCGCCGGCUUCUGGUACCGCUGUGGAUCUCAGUGCCGCAGUCAAGUACCUCUUGGAGAAGGAUGGCGAGUCUGUGGCAGAAUGGACCGUCAGCGCUGUCGAGAUGGGCAGCCCCAUCUUGCCUGGCCUUUACGCGGACCCCAAUAUCGCCGUCUUCAACGGCGUGUACUACAUUUAUGUGACUUCCGACGGCGUUCCCGGCUGGGGCGGGAAUACGUUCUACUCGUGGAAGUCGACAGAUCUCGUUACCUGGACCCGCGGAGACGAGCCUUUCCUGACUCUCGACGGCGCGAACGGCAACGUCCCCUGGGCCACCGGUAACGCAUGGGCACCCACCAUUGCUGAGCGCCAUGGCAAGUACUACUUCUACUUCAGCGGCCACAACGCGGCACUGAACACCAAGACCAUCGGUGUCGCGGUUGCCGAUGCUCCCGAGGGCCCCUUCACCGCCGAGCCCGAGGCCAUGAUCCUCAACAACGAGGCCAUCACCGCGUCCCAAGCCAUCGACCCUGCAGCUUUCCACGACCCCGUCUCCGGGAAAUACUACAUCUACUGGGGCAACGGUCGCCCUCUCGUGGCAGAACUCAACGAAGACAUGAUCUCGGUCAACUGGGACACGCUCCAGGCCAUGAGUGGUCUGGUGGAUUUCCGGGAGGGGCUCUUCGUCGUGUACCGGGACGGUCUCUACCAUCUCACAUACUCCAUCGACGACACUGGCUCCGAGAACUACCGUGUCGGCUAUGCCACCUCCGCAUCCUUCGCAGGGCCGUGGGCGUACCAUGGCGUCAUCUUGCAAAAAGACCCAACCCAGGGGAUCCUCGGCACGGGUCACAACUCCAUGUUCAACGUCCCCGGCACCGAUGAUUGGUACAUUGUCUACCACCGUUUCGCCAUCCCUGGUGGCGGUGGUUACCGACGCGAGACCGCCAUUGACCGCGUCACCUUUGACCCUGAGACAGGCUUGAUCAACCCUGUCGUUCCUACUCUCACCAGCGUUGGGCCGCAAACUGUUCCUCAUAAGUUCCGCCGCAUGUCCAGAGUGAUGCGUUUGUGA